AUGGCCGAAAAAGAAGAGUUGACUCGAAAGAAAAGAUGUCGAAACGGACAUAGAACCUCAGCGAAACGAAUUAUGGCGUCUAUAGGCGAAACUCUUAUGAGUGUGGCGGAGAAAUCGCAGUUAACUCCGCAUAUUGCGAAGUUAAAACAACAAAAGUCAACACUCGAAGCGAAGUUGAAAUCACUCCGAGAGCAAGAUGAAGCUAUUUUGGCGCUGGUAAGUGUAGAGGACAUAGAGUUAGAGAUUGAGCAAGGGGAUAUUUCACGAGAGAAAAUCGAGUCUGUUAUUAUUGAAGUACAAAUGGCUUUAGAUGAAUAUGAGAAAUCAAGUACUACACAAUUGAAUACUGAAAACAAUGUCAUAACCCCAGUUACCCCUACGCAACCCACUACAUCCAUAACAGGGAAUAAUUCAGAAACUGCCAGUAACCAUGGUGACAACAGUAUACAAGCUGACCCUUCAAAUUUCAUGAAUAAUUACACCAAAAUACCCACAGUAAAGUUGCCAAAGUUAAAUCUUAGGGCAUUUCGGGGAGAUCCCACAUCUUGGGCGACAUUCUGGGAUACUUUUGAGUCGUCAAUUCACAACAAUCCCACACUAUCAAGUAUUGAUAAAUUUAAUUACCUCUCGUCACUUGUGGAAGGAACAGCAGCAGAUGCAAUUGCAGGAUUAACCUUAACCACUCUAAAUUAUGAAGAAGCCAUCAAAAUAUUGAAGAAGCGGUUUGGUAACAAACAGCUUGCAAUCAAUAAACACAUGGAUAUUCUGUUAAAUCUAGAGCCAGUUACUUCUCCACAUAACUUAAAGGGACUGAGAACACUUUAUGACACUGUAGAAUCUCAUAUCAGAGCUUUGAAAUCACUUGGGGUACAGGCAGAAACAUAUGGCAAUCUAUUAUGCUCAAUGUUACUCAAUAAGUUACCUCAGGAAUUGUGCAUAAUAGUGAGUCGAGAAGUACAAGGAGAUGUUUGGGAAUUGGGACACUUGCUUGAGUUGAUUGAGAAGGAGCUAGAGGCCCGAGAAAGAGCAACUGCAAAUACCAACAGGGAGACUUGGCCCCAUUACCAAACAAAGAAAUUUUCCAAACCACAACCCUCAAUUUCAACCUUGCAGACAGGGGGUACAUCACCGACAUGCACCUACUGUCAGCAGUCACAUACCUCAAAUAGUUGCACCAAUGUCUCUAACAUCACAGCACGAAUUGACAUUAUAAAGCGAAGUGGACGAUGUUUUCUCUGCUUGAGAAAAAAUCAUUUAAGUCGUGAUUGCAACUCUAAGUCAAGAUGUCAUAAAUGCAAUGGUAAACACCACAUAAGUAUAUGCACCAAGAAUAGCAGUCAUAACCAUGCCCAGAAGACCCCAUCCGAUACAGAGCUUAAGCAACAACAGCAUGAACAAACCUCUGAGAGCAAAAUCUCAAGCAACAAACCCAGUAGAUCAAAUCAAUCAGGGAAUAGUGGCACAAAAUCAUUGUUUACAAGUACCAAGACCCCAAUACUUCUUCAAACUGCAAAGGCAACAAUCCUUCCUGUGAGUAGAAAUGGUAAGAGUGGGAACGUGAGAGUUAUCCUAGAUGGCGGAAGCCAGAGGUCCUACAUCACCAGUCGGACACAAGAUUUACUAAGCCUACCCACUGAGCGAACUGAAACAAUGUCAAUAAAAACUUUCGGUUCUGGAGAAGAAAAUCUAACCACCUGUGAUUCAGUCAAUUUUAUUCUAGAAAGUCACACUGAUAAGGUACAGUUGUCCUUGUCAGCCUUUGUUGUACCCACCAUAUGUGAACCACUGCAAUACCAACUUGUCUCACAAUCCCGCCACAAUUACCCUCACUUACAUGACCUAGUAUUAGCUGAUGAUUCAAUGGGAGAACUUGACUCGGAAGUGGACAUACUUAUCGGUUGUGAUCAGUAUUGGGACAUAGUGACAGGAGAGAUUCGAAAGGGAACAAAUGGUCCGACAGCUAUCAACACCAACCUUGGAUGGGUCCUGUCCGGACCAGUCGAGAACCAUUCACAACAGAGAUUGGAAGCAUCUGUAAACAUGUCAUCCACUCAUGUUUUGCAGCUUGAAACCCCACCAUCCCAACCAAUGCACCACGAAGAUGACCAACAACUGAGACGAUUCUGGGAUUUGGAGUCACUCGGUAUAUCAAAGGAAGAGAAGUCGGUUGUUGAAGAAUUCACAAGUACCAUAGGUUUCAAGGCGGGAAGAUAUCCGUUGAGUUGCCAUGGAAAGAGCACCAUCCUUUACUGCCUGACAACUAUGAAAUGAGUCGUAAACGACUGUGGAGUCUACUCGAGCGCUUGAAACGUGAUCCCGAAGUCUUAAAGGAGUAUGAUGCAGUAAUAAAGGAUCAACUUACCAAGGGCGUUGUCGAGAUUGUUCAGAAAGAAGAUAUUGGAGAGCUCGGAAAAGUUCACUAUAUUCCUCAUCACGCUGUGAUCAGGCGAGAUAAAGAGACAACCAAGCUAAGAAUUGUGUAUGAUGCAUCCGCCAAAACAUCUGGUCCGUCCUUGAAUGAAUGCCUCUAUACUGGGCCCGCAAUGACACAUAACAUCAUGGACAUUAUUCUUCGUUUUCGAAGCCACAAAGUAGCACUAGCGGGUGAUAUAGAGAAGGCUUCUUUGAUGAUAGCAGUUUCAGAAGCUGAUCGUAAUGUUCUACGGUUUCUUUGGUUCGAUGAUGUUUGGAGUGACCAACCUAAGAUUAUUGUCUUGAGAUUUACGCGUGUAGUAUUCGGAGUAUCAUCCAGCCCGUUCUUACUGAAUGCGACUAUCAGUCACCAUAUCGAACAGUACCGCGCUCAAGAUCCUGCCUUUGUCGAAGCCUUCAUGCGAGCUGUUUAUGUAGAUGAUCUAAACUCGGGUGGGGAUGAUGACAAAUCUGCCUACACUCUUUACAAGAAAUCAAAGCUUAGAUUGGCAGAAGGUGGAUUUAACCUUCGGAAGUUUGUUACCAACUCGCCCGAACUGUUGACGAAGAUCAAAAGUGAAGAGAACCCUCUUCCUAGAACUAAUUUGAAGCCUAACCCUCAAGUGGACGAACCGCCAAACGAUUGCGUAAAUGAAGAUGAAACGUACUCGAAGAUUACGCUAGGAACAUCCAAUGAAUCCUCUAAUGAAGAGCACAAGGUUCUCGGGGUAGCGUGGAAUUUUGUUGAAGAUGAUCUUGUGUUUGAUCUUAGUCAUGUGACCGAAUUGGCAUCCGAGUGUUCCCCAACAAAGCGAAAUAUCGUCCGUCUUUCUGCAAAGUUCUAUGAUCCGAUUGGCUUCAUGUCGCCAAUAACAGUUCAAUUCAAGAUGUUAUUCCAAGAACUGUGCGGAGAAAGUUGAAUUGGGACGAUGAAGUACCCCAUGAUCUUAAAGUAAAAUGGGACAAUCUAGUUAAUGAACUAAAACAAAUGAAUCGCAUUCGGCUUUCUCGAUGCUAUUUUCGAGAGGUCGACGACCCAGUUAUCUCCUGCAUUGUCCAUGAAUUUGGUGAUGCCUCGAAGGCGGCGUACGCCGCAGUAACCUACCUGGUCAUGAUUACCACAAUUGGCAUCAGAGUAAAGUUCUUAGCAGCGAAGACACGAGUCGCACCAAUCGAGAGACAAACAAUUCCGAGACUAGAACUUCUAUCAUGUUUGAUCCUUGCAAGGUUAGUGAAGAAUGUUCAAACGGCAUUACGAGAUGAAAUUAAGUUGGAUGAUCCAGUCUGUUGGAGCGAUUCGAAAGUGGCACUUUUCUGGAUCACAAAUGGCAAUAAGGAGUGGAAACAAUUCAUUGAAAAUAGAGUGAGUGAAAUCCGGAGCCUCUUACCCACAGCCACCUGGCGUCAUUGUCCCGGUCGAGAUAAUCCUGCCGAUAUUCCAUCCAGAGGAAUAAAACCGACGGAGCUUACAAGCAAUGAGCUGUGGCCCUGAGUGGCUAACCGAUGUUGAAACACACUCUUGUCAAGAUGAGAAGGAAAUUACGCCUCCGAAGGAAUGUCUCGUUGAAGUUCGAUCCACCAAGUCGAGAACUGGUAACCUAAUUGUGAACACCACACCCCAAACCCUUAGCAAUAUCAUCAAUAUCGAGAACUUUGGAACCCUCGACAGACUGGUGCGAGUGACGGCUUAUGUCUUACGUUUUGUGAAGAUAUUGAAGGCGAAGACCAGAAAGAGUGACAUAGACGUAGACGUAGAGCCCAGUUUAACAGUGAAUGAGAUUCGUGAAAGUAGAGAAUUGUGGAUCAAAGAAAUGCAAAGAAAAUUGCCCGAGAAGAACCAGUUUGAACAGUGGAAGGCAGAGUUUGGGCUUUACACUGACGAGCAAGACAUCUGGAGGUGCAAAGGUAGACUGGAAAAGGCGAACCUACCCCAGUCAGCAAAGCAUCCAAUUCUAGUUGACAAAGAGCAUUAUUUCGCAUCAUUGAUCGUUUACGACAGCCACAGAAGAGUGAUGCAUAAUGGAGUCAAAGAGACGUUGACUGAUAUAAGAUCGCAGUACUGGAUCGUCCGUGGGAGACAGUUUGUGCGAAAGUUGAUCGGGAGGUGUUCUAUUUGUCGGAGAUUCGAAGGCAAACCCUAUCAAGCUCCACCACCACCUCCCCUACCCGAAUUUCGAGUACGAGAAACACCACCUUUCACGGCAACAGGAAUUGAUUUCCUUGGUCCGCUCUAUGUUCGAACACACGAGAAGAGCGAAAAGGUGUGGGUAUGCCUUUACACAUGUUGUGUAACGAGAGCAGUGCAUUUGGACAUUGUACCAACCCUGACAAAAGAAGGAUUUAUUCGAAGUUUUCGGAGAUUUACCGCGAGACGCGGUGUUCCGUCAACGAUUGUGUCGGACAACGCCGGGACGUUUAAGGCGGCAUCGCGGGAGAUCAAAACGAUGUUGAGAGAUCCAGAGAUAAGGCGAUUCUUCGUCGGCAUGAACAUCACCUGGUCGUUCAAUUUACCCAAGGCACCCUGGUGGGGUGGAAUUUUUGAAAGACUUGUCAAAUCCACCAAGAGGUGUUUAAAGAAGACUGUUGGAGGAGCUCAAUUAACUUACGAAGAGCUCCUGACGGUGGUCGCUGAAGUGGAGAUGAUAUUGAAUUCCCGUCCAAUAUCAUAUGUUUCUACCGAAGAUCUACAAGAACCACUCACUCCGUCACAUUUGUUAACGGGACGAAGAUUACUGAGUAUGCCAGAGCAGGACAUUGGCAAUGACAUAUUAGAUCCCGAAUUCUCGUUAAACGAUAAGGACUUAAGUCGAAGAAUGAAGCACUUGAGCACACUAAUGAAUCAUUUCUGGACCCGUUGGCGUGACGAACAUUUAAUGGAACUGCGCAAUUCACACCGAGGACAUUGGCAAUGACAUAUUAGAUCCCGAAUUCUCGUUAAACGAUAAGGACUUAAGUCGAAGAAUGAAGCACUUGAGCACACUAAUGAAUCAUUUCUGGACCCGUUGGCGUGAUGAAUAUUUAAUGGUAAGAACGACAACGGAAAGGGAACUAUCCGUGCGGGGGAUAUAGUUGUGGUUCACGACGAGUCGCAACCUCGAGCAUGUUGGAGAUUGGGCAAAGUCGAAAGGUUGAUCAACGGAGAGGACGGAAACGUGCGGGGAGCGAUCGUUAGAAUCAGUCCAAAGGGGGAAACGGCCGACGACUUUGAAAAGAUCGGUACGGUUACUUUACCCACUAGAGGUAAGGUCCGACUCGGAAGCUGAAGAAAAUCGGUACGGAAAGAACGAACUUGACGAAGCGAUCGGAAAUGAAAUGAACCAAGUCGAAGUAAAGAGACCAAGACGUGAAGCGGCGAAGCGGGGAGAAGAACGGCGAAGGAAAUGGAUCGAGGAACUGAAUGACAGCUAA
This is a messenger RNA of Paramuricea clavata, 5820 nucleotides long. The record is from the annotation of a GenBank genome assembly. NCBI's taxonomy places the organism in Eukaryota, Metazoa, Cnidaria, Anthozoa, Malacalcyonacea, Plexauridae.